Molecule: messenger RNA, 234 nt
Organism: Cordyceps militaris CM01
Lineage: Eukaryota; Fungi; Ascomycota; Sordariomycetes; Hypocreales; Cordycipitaceae
Exons: 1
Coding region: 1-234 (77 amino acids)
Source: RefSeq, a predicted model, not a curated record
AUGGACCAGGAUCAAUUGAACGACAUGGCUCUGCGUUGUCCGCAGUCGAGCCGAUACCGAGUCCCGGAUGAACACAAGUUUAGCUGCCCAGAGUGCAGCGGCGAGUUUGAAAACAUUAUAAAACUGUUCAAUCACAUCCAAAGGGGAGUGGCCUGCAAGCAAGCUCUAGGUAGGGAGGAUCCUCGAGGCAAAGUUUUGCUGUUCUUGGAAAGUAGCAUCGUUCGCCAUAAAUGA